Molecule: messenger RNA, 1560 nt
Organism: Hyposmocoma kahamanoa
Lineage: Eukaryota; Metazoa; Arthropoda; Insecta; Lepidoptera; Cosmopterigidae
Gene: Mtpbeta
Product: trifunctional enzyme subunit beta, mitochondrial
Exons: 9
Coding region: 64-1236 (390 amino acids)
Biological process (GO): fatty acid beta-oxidation
Molecular function (GO): acyltransferase activity, transferring groups other than amino-acyl groups
Source: RefSeq, a predicted model, not a curated record
AAUAUAUUGUUACAGAAAUCUUCAUAACGUCUAGUGAUAUUUAGUAAAAGUUUUUAAGCAACAAUGGCGUCACACGUAGCAAAAUCGGUGUUCAAAGUUAGCCGUAACAGUUCGACCGUCAAGUUUGAUACAGCCCGUCGAGCGCUUAGUGUAGGAGCAGCCGCCCAGCAGAAGAAGACCCUGCCUGAUCGCACUGGCAAAAAUGUGGUGUUGGUGGAUGGAGUCCGUACACCCUUCCUUGUUUCCUUCACUGAUUAUGCCAAGAUGAUGCCACAUGAGCUGGCGAGACACUCUUUACUGUUAGUAUCUUAUGUUUGCAGCCCUGUUUCUCAUUAUAUUCAAUCUACAGAUCUAAUAAGGUUAAACGUUAGAGUAGAACUCUCGAGUGACAAAUUCGGUCCUGCCAGUGAAAAAAUAUCCUUCCAGCUUCCAUCUGUGUCGGAAUUCUCAUCUGGCGAGACUAUGGGCCACAGCGCUGACCGACUAGCUGCGGCCUUUGGCGCAUCGCGUCAAGAACAAGACGAAUACGCGCUGCGCAGCCACACUUUAGCGGCGCAGGCGCAGCAAAAAGGAUACUUUACCGAUGUAAUGCCUAUCAAAGUGGACGGCAAAGAUGGUGUUGUGGAGAAAGACAACGGUAUCCGCGUAUCGACUCCGGAGCAACUAGCCAAGCUGAAGCCAGCCUUUAUCAAGCCACAAGGCACUGUGACUGCGGCUAAUGCUUCGUUCUUGACGGACGGUGCUUCAGCUUGCGUCAUAAUGUCAGAAGCGAAAGCCAAGGAGCUGGGACUCAAACCCAAGGCUUAUCUCAGGGACUUCACUUAUGUCGCUCAGGACCCCGUGGACCAGCUACUGUUAGGCCCCGCCUACGGUAUCCCCAAGAUCCUGGACAAAUCCGGGCUAACCCUCAAGGACAUUAAUGUCUGGGAGAUCCACGAGGCUUUCGCUGGUCAAAUCCUGGCUAACCUGAAAGCAUUGGACUCUGAUUGGUUCGCGCAAAACUACCUCAAACGCCAAUCGAAGGUGGGGACGCCCGAUAUGGCAAAAUGGAACACGUGGGGAGGCUCGCUCUCUAUCGGACAUCCCUUCGCCGCCACUGGGGUCCGUCUAGCAAUGCACACGGCGCACCGCUUGGUACGCGAGGACGGCCAGUUCGGGCUAAUCUCCGCCUGCGCUGCCGGGGGGCAGGGCGUCGCCAUGAUCCUCGAGAGGCAUCCCGACGCUAAGGCCAAUUAGUUCUUUCAUACAGUUAACUUCUUAAUAUUGUGCGAAAAUGCUCGUAAGUAAUAUCAGCUACGUUCCUUCCACUGGAGUCUUAUUUAUUGUGGUUAGAUACUGCACAUUUCCUUUUUGGUCAAUAUACCAAAAAGGAAAUGUGUGCAAUUCUAUAAUAUAAAAAAGAAAUUUAUAACUUUCUUGUCGCCAAAUUUCAAUAAUUCACUUUCUUUGUAUGAUGUGAAAAUGAAAAUAAUUAUUAUUAAAUUCGACAUUAUAAAUUAUUUUUAGAUAUUUAUGUACCUAUUACAUAGAUAAAUAAGAAAUCAUUUUCAUGUAACUUUG